This is a messenger RNA of Malus domestica (apple), 808 nucleotides long. The record is from RefSeq and is a predicted model, not a curated record. NCBI's taxonomy places the organism in Eukaryota, Viridiplantae, Streptophyta, Magnoliopsida, Rosales, Rosaceae.
CGUUUAUAACGAUUGUUAAGCAUAAAGCUACAUGACCAUUUGUUAUUUAUUUGUACAAUAUGAGCUUUAUGAUUUGGUUCUGGGCUUGAUGCAGCUAAAUUUGGAAAUGCCGUGUAUUCUGUUAAUUAUACCAUCCGUCUUCAUGUAGCGAGAUUGCAGUCUAGAUACUCAUCAGAUCCUUCCAAGUUCAACUACUUGUACGGUUUCAUGCAAUUUGAGAUUGAAACAUUUUCUCUUAAUAUUCUGACAAGAAACAUGGAUUUUGUGGUAGAACUGUUUCGGAACUUGCUGGAGCAUCCGGAGUGGUUUACGAUUGAGGCUUGUAAAGAUGCCUAUGGCAAGACCCUGAAAAUAUGGUUUGAACGACAGGAAUGGUUUGAACCAAAUAAUACAUUGAGUAAAGUCUACCCGGCGCUUUCUACGGACAGAGAAAAGUUCAUGGAGGCAAUCGAAGGCAAUGGUGAUGUGAUGGGUGGUAUAAAGAAAUUUUGCUCUAUCUUUACACCUCUAAUUAAAGAGAUUGACAAGUUUUUGGCUAGUUCGGGCUCGGAUAAAUCUAAGCUACUUAUUGAUGGGGGGGGAGGUUUCUUGAUUCAGUUGCAUUGCCUGCCAUUUGCCUCCCGUUAUUGCGGAUCUUCGGAUUGUUGAAUUGCUGUUUUUGUUUCAUUUUUUUCAGGCCUCAUAUGGCCAACCAAACAACAGAAUAGACUUAAUUUGCUACUCAUGUCGAAUUUACACCUCCCUCCCUCCCAACCUUGUUAUUCUUUGAUAAUUCUUUCGUUGACAUAUUCAAAUAUGGAUUUUUUUA